UCAUUUGGAAUAAUUGUACUCGCGACUUUCCUUACCCACCACCACUACUUCUCCUCCUUCUUGACCAAAGUUUUCGCUCUCGUCUCUGUUCGGAGACAAAAUGCCUCUGAUAGAAGAACUCCCAGUGUCUGGGGUAAGUCGAAUCUCGCACGGCUGGGCCUACGUUCCCGACACCGCGGCGACGAUUCCCACAGUGCAACCCAGUUCCCGCAAACGAGGACGAGAUGGAAAUACUGCUGCGUCAAACGCACAAGCCGCGCACAAAUUGUCCGCCAAGCAAGAAAAGGCCAUACAGCAACGACUGAACGACCUGGGAAAAGAGAACCAUCGGGAAGUCCACAUACCCAUACCCAAGCGCGAGACCGCAGGCGCGGGCACGGCGGCAAGAGUCAAGUCCACGCCAAACGUACGUCGCAUAUUGGGUUACAGUAGGACGUUUCAGCAUUACUUGGCGGACGAGGAGGCGGGAGUGAAUGUUUACGGUGCCGCUGCCGUCGCUGCGGCUGCGGCUGUUGCCGGGGGUGGCGGCGCGGGUGCAUCAUCAGCCAGCAACACCGCCUCGUCGUCGAAGAAUGUCGUCGACGUUCGGAAACGGACAGAUUCGAAAGCGUCGGCGAAGAAGAGAACGACGAGUUCGGCGAAGGAGGCGAAGAAGACGACCAGAGCCAAAGGGGGAAGGACGAGAGGGAAAGCUUCCGCUGUUGCUACAGAAGAGGAAGAGGAGGAGGAUGCCGAAAUGGUAGAUGCUACGAAUGCCAGCGCCGCCGUCGAUGUGAAAAGGGAAACGACCGAGGCGCCGGCGGAACAGGACGUCACACAGCCAACCGACGCAACCGAGAAGGAACAACAAGCAGACAAGUACGACCCGGCGUUGGAUAAAGAUCCGCUCCUCAAGACACGCGAUGUGCCAAAGCCACCGACAGAUCGCGUGUUGCAGGCACUCUUGGCGGAGCCGACGCUGAGCUACAACAUGGCCCGAGCCAAACCGUUGGAGGGCGCCGACAAGUCCGUGUUUGAGAUCCGGACGGGCAGUAACGUCCUCGUGGCGAAACCUCAGCGUUGGUUCUGCGCCGUUUGCGGGUACUGGGGAAAGGUGAGAUGCCGACAGGGUUGCGGAGAGAGGGUGUGUGGGUUGUUGGAGUGUUGGAGGGGACACGAGGGUGUUUGUGCCUUGGCUGGGUAUUGAGAAAGUACCUUGGUCGAGGGAAAAAGACUACGAUGAUGGACAUUGGUGGUGAUGGUUGUGGCAGUGUCCAGUCGAGUCAAAGAUCGAGAAAGAACAAGCGGAAGCGUCAAGUGUGCCGUGCUGUGCUGCGUUCAAAGCGACUUUUUUCCCUGUGAUGAAAUAUGUACAGGUAUGCAUGGAUGGGCUACAGGAAACGAUAGCUACUAGGACUUUGAUACCCCAGACGUUUACGAAAGGCACCAUAUGAAAUCAUAGAGACUUUGAAGGGUAUGACUGCUCAUACUGUAUUAUA
Exophiala oligosperma is the source of this 1478-nucleotide messenger RNA. RefSeq lists its product as uncharacterized. Gene Ontology annotation, molecular function: nucleosome binding. Lineage: Eukaryota; Fungi; Ascomycota; Eurotiomycetes; Chaetothyriales; Herpotrichiellaceae. The transcript has a single exon. The coding region runs from base 101 to 1186 and encodes 361 amino acids. The record is from RefSeq and is a predicted model, not a curated record. Gene Ontology annotation, biological process: chromatin remodeling. Gene Ontology annotation, cellular component: Swr1 complex.